GGUUUCCAUAACCCCCGCAGAUUCCGUGCACAUAUUUUGGAAUCCGCAUGACGUGUUAAGACCCUAAUUCUUAAGACAUCCUUCGCACAUGAUCUUCCAACGUGUCCAAUUUUAUAAUUGUAGUAGCUGUCUAUAAGACAUUCCGCGUAUUUAAAGAUCGCAGGACGAAUCUUGCAGUUUUGCUGCUUCGCGUGGAGUCAUAAAGCGCCAUGAGAUUUACCUAUAUCUAUAGUGUAUCUAGGACGCUGCAUAGCGUAUAAGACACCACUAUUUCCGCCCGUAAGCUAUUACGGUACGGCCCUAUAAAGCAAUGCCCACUCAUAUAUCGAAACGCCUAUUCGAUAUUCACAACCUCUGAAUUGAGAUCACAAUUUUAAUUCCUGAUGCCACAACUCAUACCACACGAGUCGCUAAAGUGGAAUCUUGAAGGGUUGUUGGGGGGCUAUAAGGUGACAACUUUGGAUGAAUUCUGGAUUGGCCUAUUAGCGCUGGAGGCCGUCUUGAUUACGGGCGUUUUAGGCUUGUGGACGUUGGAGGCCAUAGGUCGAAAAGAACAGAAACUCGGUGGAAUAAGUCAGACUACACUCUACAACUAUAGGAACAAAUGAUAUAGAAAAAUGAGAUGGAAGUUAAAUGCAGUCGUACGUGGGCGAGUAAGAAACGAUCUAAUGAAGUUAAUCCAUGGAGAUAUAUCCCCAUCUUGAUAGGUAUGGC
Messenger RNA from Hypoxylon trugodes, 714 nucleotides. RefSeq lists its product as uncharacterized. Lineage: Eukaryota; Fungi; Ascomycota; Sordariomycetes; Xylariales; Hypoxylaceae. The transcript has 2 exons. The coding region runs from base 384 to 608 and encodes 74 amino acids. The record is from RefSeq and is a predicted model, not a curated record.